GCUGGGGGCUGGAGGCAGUCCGCUUUCUUUUUUUAUUUCUUGACGGUAUCGUUUGUCGACAGUUUUUCAGUUUUUUGUUGAUUUGCAAAGUACCAUGACUGAACAGUCCGCUCUACUCCUUCGGAAACAACUGGCAGAGCUGAAUAAGAACCCAGUUGAGGGCUUCUCUGCUGGCCUGAUUGACGAUGACAACAUCUACAAGUGGGAGGUGGUCAUCAUUGGACCCCAGGACACACUCUUUGAGGGUGGUUUCUUCAAGGCGUACCUCACCUUCCCGUAUGAUUAUCCUCUGCGGCCGCCGAAGAUGAAAUUCAUCACCGAGAUAUGGCAUCCCAACGUGGCUAAGAAUGGUGAUGUAUGCAUCAGUAUCCUGCAUGAGCCUGGAGAAGACAAGUUUGGCUAUGAGAAGCCAGAGGAACGCUGGCUGCCGAUCCACACAGUGGAGACCAUCAUGAUCAGCGUCAUCUCCAUGCUAGCCGACCCCAACAGCGACUCACCCGCCAACGUAGACGCAGCCAAAGAGUGGCGUGAGGACCCUAACGGAGAGUUCAGGAGGAAAGUGGCUCGCUGCGUACGGAAGAGUCAAGAGAUGGCCUUCGACUAACACACACACACACACCAUGAUGAGCAAACACACGUUAAAGUUCCGGUGUGUGACUAGGAGAGCCAGUGAGGAGGCCACACCCACUCAGCAAUUGUAAAUAAAGGAGCUGUGACCAGUCAGCCAAUCACAGGCCCCGGUCGCGACCAGUGAGCCAAUCAUAAGCCACGGUCCACUCCUACCCUCUACUCCACUCCUUCUUAUUCUCUCUCUCUCUCUCUCUCUCUCUCUCUCUCUCUCUCUCUCUCUCUCUCUCUCUCUCUCUCUCUGGUCGCUCUGUCCAUCUCUCUCUUCAUGAGUCGGGAGAGGACAAGUUUCUAAUGAUUUAACGUAUUCUCUCUCUCUCUCUCUCUCUCUCUCUCUCUCUUUCUCUCUUUCUC
Engraulis encrasicolus (European anchovy) is the source of this 981-nucleotide messenger RNA. RefSeq names its product ubiquitin-conjugating enzyme E2 G1-like. The coding region runs from base 95 to 604 and encodes 169 amino acids. Gene Ontology annotation, molecular function: ubiquitin conjugating enzyme activity. The transcript is spliced from 6 exons. NCBI's taxonomy places the organism in Eukaryota, Metazoa, Chordata, Actinopteri, Clupeiformes, Engraulidae. The record is from RefSeq and is a predicted model, not a curated record. Gene Ontology annotation, biological process: ubiquitin-dependent protein catabolic process; protein polyubiquitination.